Messenger RNA from Phanerochaete carnosa HHB-10118-sp, 1579 nucleotides. RefSeq lists its product as uncharacterized. Gene Ontology annotation, biological process: secondary metabolite biosynthetic process. The transcript has 12 exons. Bases 689 to 1579 code for a protein of 296 amino acids. Lineage: Eukaryota; Fungi; Basidiomycota; Agaricomycetes; Polyporales; Phanerochaetaceae. Gene Ontology annotation, molecular function: oxidoreductase activity, acting on CH-OH group of donors; flavin adenine dinucleotide binding. The record is from RefSeq and is a predicted model, not a curated record.
CCAUAUUGGGACCUAACGGAUUGUAAAGCGAUCCACAAACUCGUGCAGUCGCGGAUGUCCUCAAGACGACAGUAGGGAGGCGUAUAAAACAAGAUUGAUAUUAGUAUGUACUUUUUUCGUGUUUGCUAAUGUUAGUGAGGCUGUGCACAGUUUGGCCUCACCCUGAAUCACAAGCAAGUCCAAAUGCAAACUGUCCUCGCAGAGUUGCCUCGAGCCGUCAUUGGAAACAUGUAGCAGCAAAUCAAACGAGAACGCUUCGCAAUGUCCAUCAGAGACUUUCAAGGGGAAGUGAAUCCAAAAUCACUUAGGAUCAAGAAAACAUCACUGGAGCAUGAUUUCAAUCCCGCUUGCCUCGACGCUUGCGAGGGCAGGUUAUCUUUGUGGUUGGACGUUGUCUAUUACACUCUUGUCAAAACGAUAUCCUGUUCAGCAUCUUCAAACGUCGCUUUGAAACAUUUCGAUGGUGAUUUCGCUCCUCCUUAAGGACCACUGAAACGACACUGGCGGUCCUCUCGGCACUACACCGUUUAAAAAUGUGGACUUGCGGCUAUUUUUCCUGUUCCUGCUGCUUCCACAUCCUGUUGUUGCCUGUCAGCUAGUACACGAUCUGGCACGCCACCACAACGCGCUCAAGAUCAGAUCUUGGUGCUCACACGCCCCUCUCGUCUUGAAGUAAUUCCACACAACGAUGGCAAGUAAACUCGCAGAUAUUCAAGACAUCGUCGACAAGACCUUUGAUUACGUUGUCGUCGGUGGCGGUACUGCAGGCUGUGUCGUAGCAAGUCGCCUGGCUGAAGACCCGGAUGUCACUGUCGCCGUCCUUGAAGCGGGCCCGCCGCAAUUCGGCGACUCAAUUAUAGAAGACCCUGCUGCGUUUAUGAAGCUCAUGCUGGAUCCCAAAUAUGAUCAUAUGUAUACUACUACCCCGCAGCUCCGGGCAGGAGAUCAGCCAGUGUUAUGGUCACGCUUCUUUCCCCCACCGAAGAAUGAGCUUUCGGAGUUCGAAACCUUUCAUGACUCCGAAUCUGUCGGUUAUGACGGGCCCGUACCGCUCAUCUUCUCUCGUGACAGUUCUGGUGCGGAAGCCCUCUGGCAAAAGAGCUUGGCGAAAUACGGUGUUGAGGUCAAUACUGCAAACUUAGACGGAAAUGCCACAGGUACCUUCAAGACCGUCUCUAAUAUUAACCCAGAGACCCGCCAGCGCGCUCACUCUGCUACGACCUACCUUAUUCCCGCACUGACAGGCCAAACCUCGCAGAGUGAUGGAGAUGUCGCUGCAUCUGGCGUCGAAUUUGAGCACGGCGGACGUGUUUACACCGUUUUUGUCAAGGAGGUUGUGCUAUCUGCCGGGGCGAUCAAGUCACCUCAUAUCCUGGAACUCAGCGGAAUCGGCGACCGUAAGAUCCUGGAACCACUCGGGAUCGAGGUCAAAAUCGAUUUACCCGGCGUCGGGGCCAACGUUCAGGAUCAUGUCUCGAUGGGAUUUAACAGAUGGAAGUUGAAAGAGGACCAGAAUAUCGUCACCAGCGGUAUGCUUCAAGACCCAGCUCAGGCAGAGAAGCUGCGUAUAGCCCUGUGA